Penicilliopsis zonata CBS 506.65 is the source of this 1553-nucleotide messenger RNA. RefSeq lists its product as hypothetical. Gene Ontology annotation, cellular component: membrane. Gene Ontology annotation, molecular function: fluoride transmembrane transporter activity. Bases 175 to 1512 code for a protein of 445 amino acids. The record is from RefSeq and is a predicted model, not a curated record. The transcript is spliced from 2 exons. Gene Ontology annotation, biological process: fluoride transmembrane transport. NCBI's taxonomy places the organism in Eukaryota, Fungi, Ascomycota, Eurotiomycetes, Eurotiales, Aspergillaceae.
GUUUACUACCAGGUUCUUAUCAGUGAGGAGACUUGCUAUCAGUGCCUAGCCAAGACAACUCCUGCCGUCUCCCGAGUACGAAAAUCAAAUCUCCAUAAACAGUGAACGGUGACUCUGUUUACUUGGCGUGGAGUGUUUACGAGUCGAGGAGUUUGAUUCCAGGAACUGGCAGUCAUGGCGGACACUGCGAGUGACGCGGGCGACGCGUCAGACAAGCAGCAGGAAGGCGACGGAUCUCUCGAGAAAGACGAAACCGAAGGCGUGCUCUCCGAAUCCAGGGCGCCGCCCCCCGUCUCGCGGAUAGUAUCGCAACGACAACAAUGGGCAGCAAACGUCGACGGCGAGAUUCCUGUGACGGCGGAGAGUGCGCCGCCGACUGCGCCGCCAGAGGCUGCCCCGUUGUCGAAGCUGGCCACCCGCUUCUACAUCCUCUCCUACCUGGUUUUCUUUGCGAUCUUCGGCACGCUGGCGCGUCUAGGGUUGCAGGCGCUGACGUUCUACCCGGGAGCACCGAUCGUCACGGGCGUGAUCUGGGCCAACCUGACGGGGUGUAUUGCGAUGGGCUUGUUUUUGGAGGAUAAGAACCUUUUUCGGGAAGAAUGGGGGGACGGGUGCAGCACGUCUCGCGUGGGGGGUAGCAGUCCCGAGGAAAAGGCCGAGCAGGCCAAGAAGCACAAGGCCGUCAAGAAGACGAUCCCGCUGUACAUUGGGCUGACGACGGGGUUUUGCGGCUGCUUCACUUCCUUCUCCUCCUUUAUCCGCGACGUGUUUCUCGCCCUGUCGAACGCCCUGCCGGAUCCUUCGGUCAGCACGAUCGCGUCGCGCACCGGCGGCUACAGCUUCAUGGCGCUGGUGGCCGUCGCGGUGCUGACCGUCUCGCUGAGUCUGGCGGGACUCAUCUUCGGCGCCCAUCUGGCCAUCGCUCUCGACCCCGUCAUGCCGACGUUUCCCUUCCGCUUCGUCCGGCGGUACGUCGACCCGCUCUUUGUUGUCUUGGGAUGGGGAUGCUGGCUCGGCGCUGUGUUUCUGGCCAUCUGGCCUCCGGAUCGACACGAUCACCCGGAAGUCUGGCGCGGGAGUGCCGUCUUCGCCAUUGUCUUCGCCCCGCUCGGCUGUCUGCUGCGUUUCUACGUCUCCCUGUGGCUAAAUGCCCGCAUCCCGAGUUUCCCCCUUGGCACCUUUGCCGUCAACAUCUUUGGGACCAUCAUCGAGGCCAUGUGCUACGAUCUGCAGCGCGUGGAUGGAAUUGGUGCCACCGCCACCCUUGCGGGCGUCUCGUUGGCCUCGGGCUCCCUCAUUACAAGCUGCCAGCUUCUGCAGGGCGUCAUGGACGGGUUUUGCGGCUCGACGACCACCGUCAGCACCUGGGUUGCUGAACUCAACGGGCUGAGUCGGCGACUUCACGCAUACGUCUACGGCAUCACCAGUGUGGCCGUUGCACUGGGGUUUAUGGUCGUCAUCGUCGGUUCUUUGAAGUGGACGAUCGGCUUUGAUAAUGUAGUUUGUACAUAGUUACAUUUCUAUACAGUAUAAACACUACUUACACUAAUACU